Messenger RNA from Alligator mississippiensis (American alligator), 3171 nucleotides. RefSeq names its product solute carrier family 25 member 13 (gene SLC25A13). The record is from RefSeq and is a predicted model, not a curated record. The transcript is spliced from 18 exons. Lineage: Eukaryota; Metazoa; Chordata; Crocodylia; Alligatoridae. The coding region runs from base 97 to 2124 and encodes 675 amino acids. Gene Ontology annotation, molecular function: L-aspartate transmembrane transporter activity; L-glutamate transmembrane transporter activity; calcium ion binding. Gene Ontology annotation, biological process: L-glutamate transmembrane transport; malate-aspartate shuttle; aspartate transmembrane transport.
CCGGCCUGUGCGAGCGGCGCAGGCGGGGAAGCUGCUGCCUGCCGCGUUUGCCGGGGAAGGGCAGGGCCGGGCCGGGGGCGGCCGCGCGGGCACAGCAUGGCUGCUAAGGUGGCUCAGACCAAGAGAGCUGAUCCAGCUGAGUUGAAAACAAUAUUUUUGAAGUAUGCAAGUGUUGAAAAAAAUGGAGAAUACUUUAUGUCUCCUCAUGACUUUGUCACCCGGUACCUGAAGAUAAUGGAAGAUGGAGUACACGAUCCAAACUCUGUAAAGCUUCUAGCGGGUGUGGUGGAUCAGACCAAAGAUGGGUUGAUAUCCUUUCAAGAAUUUGUCGCAUUUGAAUCAGUUUUGUGUGCUCCAGAUGCAUUGUUCAUGGUGGCCUUUCAGCUCUUUGACAAAACUGGCAAAGGAGAAGUUACUUUUGAGGAUGUUAAACAAGUUUUUGGCCAGACCACAAUUCAUCAGCAUAUUCCAUUUAACUGGAAUUCUGAGUUUGUGCAGCUGCAUUUUGGAAAAGAUCGAAAAAGACACCUAACAUAUGCAGAGUUCACCCAGUUUUUACUGGAGAUACAGUUGGAACAUGCGAAACAAGCAUUUGUGCAGCGAGACAAUGCUCAAGCUGGAAGAGUCACUGCUAUGGACUUCAGGGAUAUUUUGGUUACUAUCCGGCCACAUAUGUUGACACCAUUUGUAGAAGAAUGUCUAGUAGCUGCUGCUGGAGGUACCACUUCCCAUCAGGUCAGCUUUUCCUAUUUUAAUGGAUUUAAUUCACUCCUUAACAACAUGGAGCUCAUUAGAAAGAUCUACAGUACUCUGGCUGGAAAUAGAAAAGAUGUGGAAGUCACUAAAGAGGAGUUUGUUCUGGCAGCUCAGAAAUUUGGUCAGGUUACACCCAUGGAAGUUGACAUCUUGUUUCAGUUAGCAGAUUUAUAUGAGCCCCGAGGACGCAUGACAUUAGCUGACAUUGAAAGAAUUGCUCCUCUGGAGGAGGGAACAUUGCCAUACAAUCUGGCUGAGGCUCAGAGGCAGAAAGCUCCUGGUGAUGUGACGCGCCCUGUUCUCAUCCAGAUAGCAGAAUCAGCAUACAGAUUUGCCCUGGGUUCAGUUGCUGGAGCUGUUGGAGCCACUGCAGUAUACCCAAUUGAUCUGGUGAAAACUCGAAUGCAAAAUCAGCGCUCUACUGGAUCAUUUGUAGGGGAACUUAUGUACAAAAACAGCUUUGAUUGCUUUAAGAAAGUGCUACGUUAUGAAGGUUUCUUUGGACUUUACAGAGGUCUUUUACCACAAUUAUUGGGAGUAGCCCCAGAGAAGGCUAUAAAACUUACAGUUAAUGAUUUUGUGAGAGAUAAAUUUAUGAAAAAAGACGGCUCAGUCCCAUUGGCAGCAGAAAUUCUUGCUGGCGGAUGUGCCGGAGCUUCUCAAGUAAUCUUCACAAAUCCACUAGAAAUUGUCAAGAUCCGACUACAAGUAGCUGGAGAAAUUACCACUGGUCCUCGAGUUAGUGCCCUCACUGUAUUGCGAGACUUAGGCUUCUUUGGUCUGUACAAGGGUGCUAAGGCAUGUUUUCUGCGCGACAUCCCCUUCUCAGCUAUUUACUUCCCCUGUUACGCUCACUUGAAGUCUGCACUUACAAAUGAAGAUGGGAGGAUUGGCCCUGGAAAUUUGCUCCUGGCUGGAUCAAUAGCUGGCAUGCCUGCAGCCUCUCUAGUGACUCCUGCUGAUGUUAUAAAGACAAGGCUACAGGUGGCAGCUCGCGCUGGACAAACCACUUACAGUGGUGUUGUAGACUGCUUUGUCAAGAUCCUGCAAGAGGAAGGUCCAAAAGCUUUGUGGAAAGGAGCUGGAGCUCGUGUGUUUAGAUCCUCCCCUCAGUUUGGUGUAACUCUGGUGACUUAUGAGCUGCUGCAGAGGUGGUUUUACGUUGAUUUUGGGGGAGUAAAACCAGCUGGAUCGGAGCCAGUUCCCAAAUCAAGGAUCACACUACCUGCUCCAAACCCAGACCACGUGGGUGGUUAUAAAUUAGCAGUGGCCACAUUUGCAGGCAUUGAAAACAAAUUUGGACUUUACCUACCUCGAUUUAAGCCAUCGCCACAUACCUCACAGGCUGCUGCAGUCAGCAAGACCUAAAAUUACAGCUGUAGGUUUUUGCUGUUAGUUGGGAAAGAGCCACUUUCUGAUCAGUCUAAUAUUUCAUUCCUUUAGCUUUUCAUCAUAUAUCAGUUAAGCUUCAGUUGAGUUUUAAGGCAGUUUUCUUCUUAAGUGUAAUCAUUGGUCUUUGUGCUUCCUUAACCAGAUCACUGUGAAAUUCUUAAAAUUAUUCUUUGGGUUCAGGACCAUGAAUGUAUUUGUCCACAUCUGACAUGUGCUUAUGUGUGCAAGACACUAAUAUCAGACUCUGUGGGGGAGGGUUGGGCGUGGAAGCUAAGAAUAAGAUUUUACAGGUAACAUUCAAAUGAGGAUUAUAUUGUCGAAGUGGGUGCAUAUUGGAUAUCACACAUUAUCAUUUCAGUAUACUCAGUGGAGAUCGUGGUGCUCAAGGCAGAAUGAUUUUGAUGGCACAUGUAAAAUAGUCAUAAACUUAGUGCGUGUUUGUAGUUAAAAAUAAUAUAAUAUGUACAUUAUGCACACAGAGUAUCUAAGUCUGAUAGUACAGUUUCAACUUUUUAAAUAUGUACACGCACAAGUUCUCUUUCUGGAUUGUAUUAUGAAGCUUUUAUGUGAAACAUGUUUUUUGUAAUAGAGAUCACAUUUAUAAAUGUUUAGUCAUUGUAUUAUGUUACUGGUAUCAAAAUGCUGGGAAGAAAGUGUUAUUGUCCAUAGUCUUUGCACUUUAUGGAGGUAUUUUUGGCAUUUUAUGACAUAUACAAUGAAACUUCAAGACUGGGUGCCUACCAUGGACUUGCUGAUAUUUGGAUUCCUGUUUGUAUGAUGCACUUCUAGGAAAUGCUGCUUCUUUGAAUAAAUGAAUUUAAGGAGAAAAAAACCCAUGCACUGUAUCUACGGUACCUGCCUUAAAUGCUGGCUUGUAUUUGGCAAAUAUUUGUUUUUAGAUUCUCAUUUACUUCAAAAGAUUAAAACAUUCUAAAACACAAGACUUCAUCUAAUUUGUGGUGCCUUGUGCAAGGUUUAGGGUACUAUUUAUGAAGAUAGAAAUAAACCUUUCAAACAAUGCGA